GCGGGUCUUGUCGCCUCCUCCAGCCUAGAGUCUAGACUAGAGGAUGUUCCCUGCUCAGGAGGAGGCCGACAGGACCGUGUUUGUGGGGAAUUUAGAGGCCCGAGUGCGAGAAGAAAUUCUUUACGAGCUGUUCCUUCAGGCUGGGCCGCUAACCAAAGUGACUAUAUGUAAAGACCGAGAAGGAAAGCCGAAGUCUUUUGGAUUUGUCUGCUUUAAACACCCAGAAUCAGUGUCAUAUUCCAUAGCAUUGCUGAAUGGCAUUCGUUUGUAUGGAAGACCAAUUAAUGUACAGUAUCGAUUUGGGAGUUCUCGCUCUUCUGAACCAGCUGCCCAAAGUUUUGAGAGCUGUGUUAAGAUAAAUUCACAUAGCUACAGGAAUGAAGAAAUGGUGGGCAGAUCUUCCUUUCCCAUGCAGUUUUUUCCAAUGAAUAAUACUGCUUCACCUCAUGAAGAGUUUUUCUUUCAGAAGAUGUGGCAUGCAUAUAAUCCAGUGCUCCAGCUUCCUUACUAUGAGAUGACAGCUCCCCUUCCUAAUAGUGCAUCCAUGCCUUCCUCACUAAAUCAUGUUUCAGAUGCAGACGCUGGACCCAGCUCAUACGAAUGGUCUCCUCAACAGCCGAGUGACUUGGACCUUUAUCAGAGGAAUAAACGAAAAAAGCAAAAGCAAACCAGUGAUAGUGAUAGUAGCACGGAAAAUAAUAGAGGAAAUGAAUAUAGUCACAAGUUCCAAAAAUGUAAGAAGAGAAAAAGAUAUUAAUGACCUUCAAGUUAAGUUUACCUGCACUAUUCUUAAUUCUCUUCAAAGAAAAAAACUAUCUGUAUUGUACCAAAUGACCAAUUUCAUGCCUAUCUUGUCAUUGUUGGAAUAUAUAACAAAAUGAUUUAUUUGAUCCGCUUUUCAGUUUUUGCCUUGAAUGACAAAAGCUUUUUAAAAAGAACAGAGUGUACUACUUUUGUAUAUGUCACAGUUUUGACCCAUUGACGAUAAGAAAUACACUUUAUGUCAUUUUGUUUUAGUACCUAUGAUGAACUUUCAAUAAACUAUUAAUCAAAAGUCACUUACUGAACACUUCAGGGUAAAGCACCGUGCUUUCCCUACAUUGUCACCUGUUACCCUGAACUAAAAAUAAACUGGGAUUAGAAAGGGUGUAGUAGAUUUUCUCAAAGAAACUUGUGCAAAUAAAGAUUCUGUGUCUUUCCUAAUGAAGAGGUAAUAAACAGGCUUUCGUCUCCUUCCGGAAUAAUAUUUUUAUGUCUAAGUAUGUUGUUUCUGAGCCAUAUUCUCCUUGAGCUUUAUUUUAUAAAGUGAGUAUAUAUGGUAGUGAUACCAAAGGAAAGAUAAUUAUCAUGACAGCAGCUCUUGGAUCAUUCCCUUUUUAUACAAUUGUAUAUAAAUAGUGAUACUUCCCUCUUUACUUCUCACUUAAUAAUUGUAUGUUGUGAAAAUUAGUUGUUUAUGUCAAUAUUUAUUCACUUCUUCAGACAGCAGGAUUUGAGAGGAUGUAUUUAACAUAUUUAAAGCUUAAAAAUUGACAAGUAAAUAAAAUAUUUCAUUAAUGUAGGAUUUGUAAUACAUACUGUCCAAAUCAAGUUUUCUACUAUUGGUUCAUUUAUUUUAGAAAAUAAAUAGGCUACAUGUAAAAUUAAUGGCUUAUUUAGACAACUUUAUGGCUUAUCAUAAACUGGAAUGGUGAAAAUCACAUAUUUAACCUAAAGCUAAUUGAAAGAAUCAUGUAAGUCCAUUGGGGUUAACCACCCAGUCCAACAGUAAAAGCCAUGCUUGAAUGUUUCUUUAGCAUCUUACCUAGCACUUUAUAGAUACAUAUUAUUUAAAAGAAUAAAAUCUGCUUUUAACAAAAGGAACAACUGAAUUUAAAUCUUGAUUAUAAAUACUUAGAGUAGUGGGGUUUAAAACAUAAAUAUUAGUCUAUCUCCAUCUGAUCAAUAUGAAAAACUAAAUUUUGCUUUAUGAUGCUUUAUCUACAGUUUCACAUUUUUGUGUAUUCAGACAGGAGAGAUGAAAUUUUUUAUGUUCAAAUUCACAUUUUUGCCAGUUAGAAUCAUGCCAAAGGGAAAAUACUUUGCAUAUAAUUAGAAAAUAAUACGUCUUUAAACACAUUAACUUCACCUCAGCCUUCUUCAGUUCUUCUAAAGUUUAACUGAGUUCCAAAUUACUUUCUGAUUGAUAUAUAUGUGUAUAUAAGGAAUGUCUCUUAGCAAUUAAGACUAAUGUGUUUGAGAAUUAUCCUGAAAUAUUAUAACAUGAACUAAAACAGACUGAAAAAGAAUUGUCACUCCUUUCAACACAGGCAGGAAGUACCUCACUAUGAGUUUUAACAAAUCAAGUUGAACCAAGCAGAAAGCUAAGAAAUUUACAUAUUUGACAUUGUAUCUUUUAUUGUUAAAAAUAUAAACUUUCCAUAAAUUGUUAAUAUUUGCUACAAUCUAUAUAAUUUUGUUAUCAAUUUUCUCAAUGUUACAUAUUUUAGUUAAGAAUCAUUUAAAUUAUUUGCCUUAGAAGUUUUUAUUUUCUGAUUUUAAUUCCCUACUCUUAAUAGUUGUGUUUUUUACUGAUGUACACAUUCUACUUUAAAUGCUAGAAGAAGCUUGGAAUUUGAGAACAAAUCAGACAUUUUAUAAACUCUCAUAUUAAGUAAUAUGAAUAUUAAUGAAGAUUAAUGGUAACUAAAAAAUGAGCCUCUAUAAUGCAUCAAGCAGUGGCAAAACAAUAGAAACUUUACAAUAAAAGUAGUGAAAAAUAUGAGUGGCAAACACCUUCUUGAAUUCUGCAAAUUGACACACCUUGUGCUAUUGUUCCAAUGUGUAGCUAUUUAGACAAGGGCAUCACCUUUGACAUCUCAGCUUUAAAUGCCAUUGUUAUAAGAUAAGCAACUAAUUUAUUGUGAUAAUAUUUUUAUAAAAUUCUGAUGUAAUAAUGUCUUGGUUACCUGCUUACAGUUGAAUGACAAAAAAAGUUAUUCUAUUUUCUAUCAUGUUUAUGGAGGUAUAAAAACAUUAUGCACUGACACGGAGUCAAGCUCGUCACUGUG
Nycticebus coucang (slow loris) is the source of this 3050-nucleotide messenger RNA. RefSeq names its product RNA binding motif protein 11 (gene RBM11). NCBI's taxonomy places the organism in Eukaryota, Metazoa, Chordata, Mammalia, Primates, Lorisidae. The record is from RefSeq and is a predicted model, not a curated record. The transcript is spliced from 5 exons. Gene Ontology annotation, biological process: regulation of alternative mRNA splicing, via spliceosome. Gene Ontology annotation, molecular function: single-stranded RNA binding. Bases 44 to 757 code for a protein of 237 amino acids. Gene Ontology annotation, cellular component: nucleus.